AAUCAGAAAAAACAUUAUAUAUAUUAACAUCAUUCAAAAAAAAUCUAUUCACAAUUUGCAGUUUAUAUUCAACUAAUUUUUAGUUUUUACUUCCUUUGUACCGUUUUCUCAGGCCAGCCCUACUUUAUUUAUUAUCAGUAAACCUUCCCUUUUAGCUUUUUUUUUAUCAACAAAAUAAAUAUUUCUGAUUUUUGGUGGAGAAAUUUAUGAAAAAAUAAAUAAAGAAUCUUGGGAAUCUAAAAGAGUUAACUUUUUCCAUUGUGUAAUAAUGAAUCAUGCGAUAUAACACGACAAUGAAGUAAAAGUGUAUCUAUCCUCUUCACUUUUCCAUUUUCCUCUCUCAGUCUUGGGAGUAAAGAAAUUUCUUCUUGUCAAGAAAAAAAUGAGGAACACGCCUACUACUCGGAGAUCAUCGGUUCGAAUCACGUCGGCAGCAUCUCAACGCCGUCUAACACCGGAGCCAGAACCGGCGGUGAAAAAAUUCAUCAAGAUUAUUAAUCUUUCAACUAUCAAGGAAAAAAUGAUGAAAAUUCCGGAGAGAUUUGUAAGAUUAGGUCCCAAACUCACUGACAAUGUGACUCUCGAGACUCCUGUGGGUUUCAAGCGUUCGAUUGGGAUCAAACGGAUUGGUAAUGAGGUCUGGUUUGAGAAAGGUUGGAGUGAGUUUGCUGAGGCUCAUUCUUUGAGUGAAGGUCAUUUUCUGUUUUUUCAUUACAAAGGGAAGUCUAGUUUUAGUGUUGUGAUCUUUGAUGUGACUGCUUCUGAGAUUGAGUAUCCAUUGGACAAAGUUUAUGUCAUUGAAAGUGAUGAUGAUGAUAAAGAAGAAGUGAUGGAAGUUAUGGAUGAUGAUGAUGAACAAGGGUUUGCUGGAUUUGAAAGUAGUGAGAGUGAAGGAGUGAUUGAAUUGGAUGAAUUGUUGAAGAACAAGAAGAGGAUACAAAGAGUCAGCGUUAAGUCUGAGAAAUUUGCAUCAUUUUGAUGAUGUUGAAGAGGUUGAUUGAAUGUUAAAGCAGAUAAAGGCAGUCACGAGGAGGUAUAUAAGUGAAGGUUUUACAAGUUUGUGACAUGUUUUCCUAACAAAGAUCUCUGCGGUUUCUAAGCUCUUGACAGUAGUUAUCGGUUUGGAAUCUUGAUUGUGGUUACCCCUUUUGUGUAAUAUUAUUAUGUGUGUAGUGGAAAAUGCUUGCCCUUUCUGAAUCUGGCAGAAGCUUUAGCUUAAUCGUUUGUAAGAACUCGGCUAACUUUUGAGAUCCUUUUGUGUAAUAUAAGGUAUAUGUAAAAUUAA
Camelina sativa (false flax) is the source of this 1285-nucleotide messenger RNA. Its product is annotated as B3 domain-containing protein At1g49475-like. NCBI's taxonomy places the organism in Eukaryota, Viridiplantae, Streptophyta, Magnoliopsida, Brassicales, Brassicaceae. Gene Ontology annotation, molecular function: DNA binding. The record is from RefSeq and is a predicted model, not a curated record.